AGCCAACCACCAGGAUGUAGCCGCACGCGGCGACCCCUGCACACAAUGGACGUGCAGACCACUAAGAUCGUGGUAGCCAUACUCUUCGCAGCCAUACGGUUCUUCUUUGGUGUCUUGCCUGUAAAGCUAUAUUACGUUCUUAGAAGAUGGGAGGGAGAUGAUGGUUCAAACACCUUCGUCAACCAGAGGAGACACACACAGGUCAACUGCGCAAUAGCUUUGUGCCAAAGCUUUGGAGGAGGGGUGCUUUUUGCGACUUGUUUCCUGCAUAUGAUGCUAGAGGUUCAAAGCUCCGUAGAAGACCUAAAAAGAAUAGGCGAUCUAAACACAGAGUAUCCACUGUCCCAACUUACUAUCUGUCUAGGCUUUUUCUUCGUUUACUUUCUAGAGGAAAUAUCCCACUGGUUUCUCUCCAAGGUACCUAAGGAUUGUGAGCCGGCCAUCACCAAGAAAGUAAACAACUUCACGAAAGCUUCAGUAUCUCCUUUAGACACAUCUGAAACAGCUUCUAAUGCUUUUAUGAUUGAAGAUUCUUAUAAAAAGGUUGAGAAACAAUACGAAAAUGAGACAGAAAAAGAAGACGAAGUCAGUAAAGAAAUGGUAACACUCGAAGAAGAGAAUCGUAAAAAUACUGUAUAUGACACGCUUAGUCUGAACUCAGAGGCAGCCAAGCAGAGAGCAGAAGAGUUGGAUGUUCCCAAAGAAUUGAUAGAAGAGAACGAUGAAAAAGUGGAGAAAGAAAUAACGGACAAACAACAUAUGAUGAGAGGUGUACUGAUCGUAGUAGCCUUAUGUUUCCACGCAGUCUUCGAAGGUCUAGCUAUAGGUUUACAGAAAAGCACUGCAGACAUUUGGUUUUUGUUCACAGCUGUCUCUAUUCACUCUGCAACUAUUCUGUUCUGUAUAAGCUUAGAGCUACUGUUAGCAAAGUCUAGAGUGAGCUUUAUAUAUACCCAAAUGAUAUUUCUUGCUCUAGCUAGUCCAUUUGGUGUCUUGCUAGGUCUUGUCGUCACCCAGAAAUACGAUACAGAGACAAAAUCAAAGUCCAUGGCUGUUGUAUUACUUGAAGGGCUAUCAGCGGGUACGAUUUUGUAUAUAACGUUUUUUGAAGUUUUGAAUAGGGAGAAGGAAAGACGGGUGUACAGAGUUUACAGAGCAUUUUGUAUCAUUGGUGGAUUUUCUUUAAUGGCGUUCUUGCAGUAUUUGGAGGUGUAUGGGUUCUACCACUCGUCAUAUCAGAAUGCUACCAUGAGUAGCAGUGCAAUUAUAUAGUUCUUGAAGCUUCGAUGUAUUGUUCAAUAGUAGCUCUAGUACGAGCAGCAUGAAGCACCUUAUCUUAAAACGCUCAGAAACAAUGCUUGUAUUCGUACAGGAUAUUUUCUGGACGUGAUGCUAAACAAUUCAAGAGGGGAUUCUUUGGGUUCUUAUAAGGUUAUUUUGGCCCCAAGACGGCCCUAAAAACAGUUUUGUUAUGAAGAUGGAGUCUGAACAAAUAUUUUUUGAGUUUCAGUAAUGCAAGGUUCGAUCCUUCUCUUCAUAGACUAUUGAAAUAUAUUAGGGUCAUCUAUUAUUGGUCUACAUCCAUCAACUUCGGUAUGAUCGAUAUUAUUGGUUAGGUCUGAAAGGACCUUACUCCUGGACUUCUCAAUCUCUUGGUAUGAACCCCUAGCAGCAUCCAAACUUAGUCUAAACUACACUGAGAAAUGAUGUAUUUGAAAUUGUUUGGCAGCCUAUGAAGGGAAAAUUACAGCUCAUCAAGAAACCUGCUGCCUGAAAUUAUUGCUAUUGCCGUACUAUGUUGACUGUAAAUUGCUGUUAGCAAUACAAAAAGCAAUAUUAUGA
Acanthoscelides obtectus is the source of this 1842-nucleotide messenger RNA. Lineage: Eukaryota; Metazoa; Arthropoda; Insecta; Coleoptera; Chrysomelidae. The record is from the annotation of a GenBank genome assembly.